Molecule: messenger RNA, 1105 nt
Organism: Anguilla anguilla (European eel)
Lineage: Eukaryota; Metazoa; Chordata; Actinopteri; Anguilliformes; Anguillidae
Product: serine/threonine-protein kinase pim-1-like
Exons: 7
Biological process (GO): protein autophosphorylation; negative regulation of apoptotic process; regulation of mitotic cell cycle
Cellular component (GO): cytoplasm
Molecular function (GO): ATP binding; protein serine/threonine kinase activity
Source: RefSeq, a predicted model, not a curated record
UCUGUGGAGGAACCAGUUAGGAAGAGAAAGCCAGAGAAAGAGAGCAUCUCGGCCUAUGGAGACAAAUUCUCCAGCUCCAAUGGCAAAAUUAAGAGCACACGGAAAACAUGUGUUAACAAGUUCUAUAAAAAAGGAAAAUUACUCGGCCAAGGAGGAUAUGGCUCUGUGUACGCAGGGAUCCGCAUAUCUGAUGGACUGCCGGUGGCCCUCAAAUAUGUCAGGAAAGAUGACGAUGAAGAACUGCAGCUGCCUGGAAUGGAAAUGCCCAUGCCCAAGGAAGUCGGACUGUUUCAGAUGGUUAACACCCCAUCGAGUCAUCCCAACAUCCUGAAACUCUUCGACUGGUUCGAUAGACCUGCUUCAUAUGUAAUGGCAAUGGAGCGUCCAGACCCCUGCAAGGACCUGUUCACGUACUGCCAGGAACAGGGGGGUGUGCUGGAUGAGGACCAGGCGCGAAGUGUGACCGGGCAGCUGCUUGGGGCGCUACAGCACUGCCACAAUCAUGGAGUGGUUCACCGCGACGUGAAGCCCGAGAACAUCCUGAUCCAGACAGACACAAAGGAGAUCAAACUGAUCGACUUUGGGUGUGGGGACCCACUGAAGCACACUGCAUACAACGAAUUCUCUGGGACCCCCGAAUUCCUGCCAGUUGAAUGGUUUGAAAAAGAACAGUUUCUGGCGGGCCCUGGGACUGUGUGGUCAGUGGGUGUGACCCUGUAUAACAUCGUCUGCGGUAACGAUCCCUUCACUACGUACACCAGCAGGGAAAUGCGGCACGUGGAGUUCUGUGCAGGGCUGUCAUCAGGGAUCAAGGACUUCAUUCUGUGCUGUUUGAGGCCCCGGGCAAAAGACCGGCCCACCCUGGAGCAGCUACAGCUCCACCCCUGGCUCCAGCAGUCCAGCCGAGUAUAGCGUGUGGAUGCACCCCACAGUCAGCUGGGUGUGGCAGUGAGGCAAAGACAAGUGUUAUUUAAUUUUUCCCAUUGGAGAUAUAUUUUAAUCCCCAUCAACAUGUCCCAUCGUUGCAAUGUCCUCCCGUCAGUUCUGGAGGGUUUUACAAGUGCAGGAAAAUCUCGUAUGAGGACGUCGUAUGACAUUUUGAUUU